Acanthochromis polyacanthus (spiny chromis) is the source of this 2646-nucleotide messenger RNA. RefSeq names its product mucin-5AC-like. NCBI's taxonomy places the organism in Eukaryota, Metazoa, Chordata, Actinopteri, Pomacentridae. The annotation marks the transcript as partial. The record is from RefSeq and is a predicted model, not a curated record. The transcript has a single exon.
UCCUCAGAACACCUGGAUGCAUCGGAUGACUCUUCUGAUGAGGAUGAUGAAGAGUACAGUGAAUAUGAGGAUGACGAGACCACGACAGUCACUGUUUUUCCUGUAUCCAUACCAGUGGUUGCUGAUGAUGAUUCAAUAAUCUAUGAUUUGUGGGGAUAUAACGACAUUCCAGACGGGCCAUAUACAGAAGACGAAAUCACAAAUUCCCCGUCAUCAACCACGUCUGAGGAUCCAAAUACCACACACAGCGUUUCCACAGCCACACAGCCAAUGACCACAUCCAGACUCUCCACGCCCAGAUUCUCAGUGACCAUGCAUUCAACAACCACGUUCAGCUCCUCAUCUACACAGCCAUCGACCGUAUCCAGUGCCUUCACCACUACUCAGCCAAUGACGACAUCCACAGCCUCAUCAACCAUGCAACGAGCAACCACAUCCAGAAAGUUAUCGACCGCUAAGCAGAAAACCACAUCCAGUGCCUCCACAAUGCAGCCAAGGACCACAUCCAAACCCUCCACGAGCACUCAGCAGACCACAAAAACUACAACUAUUGAGACAACAACCACUUACAGGGCCUCUACAGCUGUGCAGCCAAUGAUCACAACCAGUGACUUCACCAAUACGCAGCUGAAACCCACAUCCAGAGACUCCACAACCAGUCAGCAGGCAUCCACCAGAUCUAUGAUAACCCAGGCAAAAACCACAUUUGCAUCUGCACAGCUACCAAACCCAUACAGUAUGUCACUGACUACUCGGCAGAGGACCACAUUCACCAGAUCUAAGACCACUCACCCAAGGUUCACAUCCAGAUACUCAACAUCCACUCAAAAGAAAACUACAUCCGGUGUAUCUCUCACUACUCAGCUAAAGUCAACAUCCAGUGCCUCAACAACAACUCAGCACUCAACCACAUCCAGUGCCUACAUGACCACUGAGCAGACAACCACAUCCACCAGCUCUCCCACCACUCAGGAGACAAUUACAUCUGCAUCUACACAGCCACAAGGCACAUCCAGCAUGUCAUCGGCCAUGCAGCAGAAGACCAUAUUCAUGGGAUCUAUGACCACUCAGCCAAAGGACACAUACGGAAUUUACACUUCCACUCAGCAGACAACCAUAUCCAGUGCACCUAGAACCACUCAACCAAGGACUACAUCUGGAUUGUCCACUUCCACUCAAAAUACAAUCGCAUCCAGUGCAUCUAUGACAAUGCAGUGGAUGUCAACAUCCAGCACCUCCACAGCAACUCAGCGGGCAAUUACGUCUGCAACCACUGAGGAGACAACCACACCCACCAGAUCUCUGACCACUCAAGAGACAAUUACAUCUGCAUCUACGCAGCCACCAAGCACAUCCAGCAUGUCAUCGACCAUGCAGCAGAAGACCUCAUUCAGGGGAUCUAUGACCACUCAGCCAAAGGACACAUACAAAAUCCCCACUUCCACUCAACCAGCAACCAUAUCCAGUGCACCAAUGACUACACAGCUGUGGUCAGCCUCCACUGUCUCCACAACAGCUCAGCAGACAACAAUGUCCAGUGCAUCUACAAGUACUCCGCCAAGCACAAAGUCUCCUCAAAAUACAACCUCAUCCAUUGGAUCUAUGAUCACUGAGCCUAGAAACAUGUCCACUCAAAAGGCAACCAAAUCCAAUGCACCUACAACGAUGCUGCUGGCGUUAAUAUCCAGCUCCACCACAACUCAACAGGCAACCACAUCUAGCCCAUCCAAGACCACUGAGCAGACACCCAUAUCCACCAGAACUUGGAUGACUCAAGAGACAAUCACAUCAGCAUCUACAGAGCCACAAAGCACAUCCAGCAAGUCACUGACCCCACAGCACAGAACCUCAUUCACAAGAUCUAAGACCAGUCAGACAGCGACCACAUCCAGAUCCUCCACAUUGACUCAAGAGACAACCUUAGCCAGUGCAUCUUGGAUGACUAAGCCAAGGACGACAUCUGGAUCCUCGAUUUCCACUCAAAAGACAACCAUAUCCAGUGCACCUACAUCAACACAGCUAAAGUCAACAUACAGCGCCCCCACAACAACUGAGCAGGCCACCACGUCCAGUGCAUCUACAACCAUUCUGCCAAAGACCACAUCCAGGUUUUCCACGGCUACUCAAAUGACAACCAUAUCCAGUGCAUCUACGACUAUGCAGCUUAUGUUAACGUCGAGGGCCUUCACAACAGCUCAGCAGGCAACAAUGCCCAGUGCAUCUGCAACCACUCAGUCCAUGACCACAUCCAUAUCCUCCACAACCGCUCAGCAGGCAGCCACAUCCACCAGAACUCCAAAGAGUCAGGAGACAAUUUCAUCUGCGUCUUCACAGCCAUCAAGCGCAUCUAACGUGUCAUUCACCACUCAGCAGAGAACCACAUUCACCGGAUCUAAGACCGCUCAGCCAAAUACCACAUCCGGAUUCUCCAGAGCUUCUCAGCAGACAACCACAUACAGCAUAUCGAUGAUCACUCAGCCGAGGACCACAUCCACUCAAAAGACAAUCAUAUCCAGUGCCUCAACAACAACUCAGCACUCAACCACAUCCAGUGCCUACAUGACCACUGAGCAGACAACCACAUCCACAAGCUCUCCCACCACUCAGGAGACAAUUACAUCUGCAUCUACGCAGCCACCAAGCACA